This is a messenger RNA of Amphibalanus amphitrite, 1127 nucleotides long. RefSeq names its product angiotensin-converting enzyme-like. Lineage: Eukaryota; Metazoa; Arthropoda; Thecostraca; Balanomorpha; Balanidae. The record is from RefSeq and is a predicted model, not a curated record. The coding region runs from base 42 to 1127 and encodes 361 amino acids. The transcript has 7 exons. Gene Ontology annotation, biological process: proteolysis. Gene Ontology annotation, cellular component: plasma membrane. Gene Ontology annotation, molecular function: peptidyl-dipeptidase activity; metallopeptidase activity.
AGGAGCACUGCUACCACGCCGAGCCCGACCUGCAGACGCUGAUGGAGACCUCCCGCGACCCGGACCGGCUGCUCUGGGCCUGGACGGGCUGGAGGAAGGCCGUCGGACCGCCCAUGAGGGAAGUCUACCCGCAGCUGAUUGACGUACUCAACAGCGGAGCGAGACAUGCGGGGUUCCCGGAUAUGGGCGCCGUGUGGCGGUACGAGCUGGAGAUGCCCAACAUCGAGCAGACCGCGGCCGGCCUGUACGAGGAGAUCAAGCCGCUGUACCAGCAGCUGCACGCGCUGGUGCGGGCUCAGCUGCGCAGCUACUACGGGCCGCAACUGGUGUCCGCCGACGGUCCCAUACCGGCCCACCUGCUCGGCAAUCUGUGGUCUCAGAGCUGGCAGUCGCUGGAGGACAUUGUCAGCCCGCUCUCUGAAACUCAGCGACCGGACCUGAGCCGAAAACUCGCGGAAAAGUUCUCCGUCACCGACUUCGUCAAGCUGGCCGAAAAUUUCUACGUGUCUCUGGGACUACCACCGAUGACUGAGAAAUUCUGGCGAAACAGCAUCUUCCAGCGCCCGGACGACAACCGCAAUAUGACCUGCCACGCAUCGUCUGCUGACUUCUUCACAGACGACGAUUUUAGAAUCCUGAUGUGCCUGGAGCGAAACGAGCGAGAUUUUGGCGUCAUCCACCACGAGAUGGGCCACAUCCAGUACUUCAUGGCGUACCGGCACCUGCCCACCAUACUACGGGACGGCGCCAAUUCUGCCUUUCACGAGGCAGUAGGGGACACGUUUUUCUACUCGAUAUUCGGGCCGGCGCACCUGCGGAGACUGGGGCUCAUCGACGACGAUGGCUUCUCACCAGAGCGGAGCCUGCAGCUGCUGCUGCAGCGGGCGCUGGCCAAAAUCCCUCUGAUCGGGUUCAGCCUGUCGCUGGACAGGUGGCGCUGGCAGGUGUACGCCGGUAGGGUGGCGCCCGAGCGCUACAACGCCGCCUGGUGGCAGCUCCGGGAGCAGCUCUCCGGCGUGCAACACCCCGCCUGCACCGCGCAACAGAUGGAGGCCGGCUGCAACGCCGACGGCAUGGAUCCCGGAGCAAAGUUCCACGUGGCACAUAAUAUCCCGCAUAUCAGGUAG